Molecule: messenger RNA, 3212 nt
Organism: Arabidopsis lyrata subsp. lyrata
Lineage: Eukaryota; Viridiplantae; Streptophyta; Magnoliopsida; Brassicales; Brassicaceae
Exons: 10
Coding region: 794-3031 (745 amino acids)
Source: RefSeq, a predicted model, not a curated record
AACAAAUACCAGCAUUGAUAGCACACGAGUAUAGCGUUUUUUCUGUUACUGCUAUGGUAGAGUUUAUUUUUUUUGGGUUUCUUUAUAAUAGCGGUGUGUAAACGCUAUGAUAGAAAUUUAAUGAGCGGGAAUCUAAAAUGACUUAAUCCGCCAACACUUAGCAAAAAAAAACCCUUUAGCGCCUCAGAUCUAAUUCAUCUCCCUCUUCAGUCAAAACACUUAACCAAAAACAAAACCCUUUCUCUCUAGAAAUUUUUUCCGACAAAACUCAGAGUAAUCCUCAACUCUCAAAUACUCUCUCAACUCUCAAAUCCUCUGCGGCGUAUUAAGGUCGGAUUUGUACUCCUCCGUAGCCACAUUCUCCUUCGCAGCGGCCGUCAGCUAGCUAAAAUCGAGGCAUGCAUGUCUUUCUUCGUUUCUAUAACUUCCAUUUCUAUUGAUUUUUUGGUCAAGAUUGUCUCUAAUUUCAACCUAGUUCAGUAGAUUGGUACAGAAAAUCGGAUUUUAUAUGUCAUUUUGAAAUUAGGGUUCUUCGAUUAGUUUGAAAUUAGGGUAAAGCGAAAACUUCUGCGAUUUUGAUGUCUGUUAAUCAUUUUGAUCCACAUUCUCUUCACAAAGAUCUUGGUUUUGCGAUUUAGAUUUCUCCUAAUCGAUUUGUUAGUAGAUUUUUUAUUUAAGCUUAUACUGAUUCUGCUUUUUUGAUUCUGCAUUUUUUGGCAAGUGUUGGUGAUUGAAAUGUUGGGGAACUGAAGCUUUGCCUUUGUUGUACCAAUACGACAGGAGACUUAAUUAAAUGGGCAGACCAAAGAAGAAGGGAGGGAAACAAUCAAGUAAGAAGAAGGGUACAACAAAGGAUGAUGAGCCAGAGUAUAUUGGUACUGUUGAGCCUGAGAUUCAGGAACAAGAACAGCAGACUGCAGAAGAACCACAGACCAGUAAGCAAGUGGAGCAACCUGUUCAAGUAUCUCAGACGGAAGGGAUAGUACCAGCUGAUAAAGAUGGACAAGAGGAUGACCCUGAAGGUGAGCUUGAGUUAUCUGAAGACCAGGAGCCUAAGCGUAAGAAACAUAGGGGACCAACCAAGAUGAAAAACAUUGCCAAAGAUCCAACUGUCAGAGAAAAAGUUGACUACAAUCUCAUGGGAGAUCCUUAUGGUCCAGGGUCAGUGAAGCUGUCAUCAUACGUUGGAACACUGGUUAGAGAACAUGUUCCUGUUACAAUUGAAAACUGGAAGCAUGUUGGUCAAGAUAUCAAAACAGUUUUGUGGAAAUCUGUUCAGGCAAGGUUUGAACUUGAUGAGGAGUUUCAAAGGAUUGCUGUGUUAAAGCAGAUGGGAAAUUUGUGGAGAUCAUACAAGUCACGCAUUGUCAAAGAUAUAAAUGAGGCUGCUAAUAACCAACAGAGGAUGAAUUUGAGACCAAUGAAUGUGAAUCCAGCAGAUUGGAGAAAAUUUGUCAAAGUCAAAACAAGCACAGCCUUUAAGGCUGUGAGUGAUAAAUAUAAGGAGAGGAGGAGUAAACAAAUACCUCAUACUACUAGCCGCAAAGGAAUGGUCCGACUUACUGAGGACAUGAAAAUUGAAAGUGGAGAUCCAUCUGAGGUGACUAGGCUGAAGGUGUGGGUCAAGUCGCGUACCAAAAAGGAUGGCACGCCAGUGAAUACUAAUGCAGCUGAAAAGAUUAUGAAAGCAGCUGAGCUUGUUGGAAGUGAUGCUCCAACAACCACAACAAAUCCAGAAGAAGAUCACCUCUGUCAACUUUUAGGACCCGACAAUCCUGGUAGGCUGCGGGCAAUGGGUAGAGGCAUGAGUAAGACCAAACUAGCUUGUUUUCAAGUGAAGACCAAGGUUAUGACUGACAUGGAAGAGAAGCAGGUUCAGUUACUGAAGAAGGUGAAUGAAUUGGAGGAGGAACUUAGCAAAAUGAAGAAGCAGAGACAAGAACCAGAAAUAGGUGAAAACUCAGCUGCCAGAAGUGUAAACAAAAGAUCACACCCUAAGUGUGUAUUGGUUGAUUGGUCUGGUAGUGAUGAAAACGUUGGUGAGGGGCGUAUUCUAUCUUCUGAUCCUGAUGACUUAGUGAAUGACUGUCGUCUAGGCCCUACAGAUCUUAAAGUGUUGGUUGAAACUGCUACUAAAGCAGAUGCAUUCCUCUGGAGACCAGCAACUAAGAUGUUUACUAUUCAGGAAGCUGUUGGACAGAUUAUUGCAUGGCCAUCCUCUAAGUGUGUUCUUUUGGACAAAGAGCUACAAAUAGAAGACAUUGCGCCUUUGGGCCUAAGAGCAAACUCUAUGAAUAAAUGUAAACUGCUGGAUUUGUCUGAUGAUGAUGUGAUUGUUGCUGAGGGUCGUUGGCAGACACAAGAAGAAACUGCAUUGGUUAAUGGACUACCUCUUGGACCAAAGGCAGUAAAAGUAUUUGUGGAUUCAGUGCUUCAACCAGAAACAUUCAUAUGGAGGCCUACAAUUGAUAUGGCAUACCUUGAGGACUGUUUGAUGGCUUUUGUUUCAUGGCCUGUCAAUAAAGUUAGCUUUGAGACUCAGUCUCCUAGACAGCAUUCUGCAUCAACUGAUAUACCUUCAGGAUCUAAAUCUGCAGUUGGGACAAAAUCUGCGGAGACAAGUAAUAAACCAGCGUCUAAUGCCUCUAAAUCUUCAGGAUCAGGUUCUGAAUCUCCUAUUGAGACUGAAACACGCCCAAGCUCUCCAGUAAGGAAAACUAUACCAGAUUCACAGUCUCCUAUCCGGAAAUCACAGCGUAUCAUGCAAAAUGGUUCAAAGGAGAAUAAGAGAUGCAAGUUGAUGGACAUUACCGGAAAGAGUCGAGUAGUUGCUGAAGGACGAUGGGCAACAAAUGAUCCAAACCAGAAGGUUCACUUUGUUCCUUUGGGUACUAAUGCUGUUAAAGUGUGGGUAGAUAUCGUCAAAGUUAGCGAUGCAGAAGUUUGGAGGAAAUCAGAUGAAAUAGAGAUUAUGGAAGAUGCCCUUGGGACAGUUAUUGCAUGGCCUGAGGACAAAGUGAUCAUGGCCUGAGGUUUGGUUUGUGAAACUUCUUUGGAACACUUAUUUUCAGACUUUUAGUUGGUUGGUUUUGGAUCUUAAGGAGAUCAUUGACAGGAUCUUUGGAAAACUUGUUAGCUUGUUAUGUGAAACAUGUCUUGUGAAUUGUAUCUUGGAUUUGAAGUUAUUAAUGAUGUAUUUGGGGAUUUUAAAA